CAGCACACAUAUACAGACCAAAUACAUACCAAUAGCCGAGUAUGUGAUAAGUUAUAGUGAUUGAAGAGUAAUGUUGUUAGAACUUAAAAAGAUGUAAUGAUAUGGCAGUGGUUGACAUUCCCGUCUUUAUUUCGUACGUACACUGCAUGAACCAUAAUAAACUCCAUUGCUAAUCCAUGAAACAUUAUUUUCACUGUAGAGUGGGAUUCUAUUGGGUCCAUCCCUAAUGGGAAGAAUCAAUGUCUUCAGUAAGACAAUCUUCCCCAACUAUUACUUUGCUGUGUUGGAACCAAUGGCACACUUGGCUCUGGUUUUCUAUGCCUUCCUCAUGGGACUAGAGAUGGACAUCCGAUCAAUUUCGCGCACCGGAACCAAGGCUUGGAGCAUCGCCGCUGCUGGAGCAGUCAUCCCUUUCGUCUUCGGUGCAGGCCUAUUCUUCAUGUUCCAAACCCCGGACAAAAUGGGUUCCUUUUUCUGGGGCAUUGCCCUUACUGUCACCGGGUUCACUGUGCUCGCCCGAAUCCUCGAAAAGCAAAAGAUCCUCCACACCGAGAUUGGCAAGACGGCCUUGUCGGUUGCCUUGGUCAACGACUUCGGUUCCUGGAUUUUCCUGGCACUAGCACUGGCACUCUCUAGUGGCGCAUCGACAUUUCACUGGGCAUUGGUUUGCACCAUUGCGUUUGUGAUGUUCUGUGUGUACUACGUCCGUGCAGGCCUCAAAUGGGUAAUUCGUCACACACCCGAAGGGCAAGGCUACAGUGAGUUCUAUAUAUGCUUUAUACUCUCCGGGGUUAUGCUCUGUGGUGCUCUCACCGAUGCUUGCGGCACACAUCCGAUGAUCGGAGCUUUCGUGUUCGGACUUUCCAUACCUAAUGAAAUGCUUCAAGCUACACUUGUUGAUAAGCUUGAGGACUUUGUGUUAGGGUUCUUCAUGCCAAUUUUCUUUGCGGUUUGUGGGGUGAGGACCAAUCUUGAUCAUAUCAGCGACAAUACUUCCUGGGCGUUGGUGAUGGUGGUGGUAGUUUUGGCUUGUUCAGCUAAAGUUUUGGGCACUCUCUUCGCGUCUUUCUUCUAUAACAUCCCACCUCGGGAGGCAGUAGCAGUUGGUGUGCUUUCAAACACCAAAAGUGUCAUGGUGAUGGUCAUUCUUGAAGUUGGACAGCAGCAAGGGGCCUUGACCACGCAAACUUACACGAUAAUGGUGGUUGCCGUCCUGGUGAUGACGAUGAUUGUUACACCCCUCACGAUGAUACAGCAACCAUCACAAAGUUUCAUCCCCUAUAGGCGAAAGACCAUACAGAACUCGAGAUCUGAGGAUGAGCUCCGAAUCCUUGCAUGUAUCCAUGGAACACGCAACAUUCCGGCCAUCAUCAACCUUCUUGAAGCUUCAAAUGCCACCCAACGAUCCCCCAUCAGCGUCUUUGCUCUCCAACUUGUUGAACUAGUUGGCCGUGCCUCUGCCAUGCUUGUUGUACACAACUCACGUAAAGCUGGACCGAGAAACCCGAGCCAUGUAGAGGCACAAACGGAACAACUCAUCAGUGCCUUCGACAACUUCGAGCUCCGGUGUGAAGGAAUCACCACUCAGGCACUCACUGCUAAGUCUUCUUACUCCUCAAUGGACGAAGACAUCUGCAAUAUUGCAAAGGAUAAGCGUGCAGCGUUCAUAAUCCUCCCUUUCCAUAAACAACACACCCUAAAUGGUGACAUGGAAGACAUCAACCCUGCUAUUAAGAGUGUUAAUGAAAAUGUGUUAGCAAAUGCACCUUGCUCAGUAGGUAUACUCAUCGACCGUGGCCUUGCUGAGACCGACAACUUCGCACGUCGUGUCACCAUGCUGUACUUUGGUGGGCCUGACGACAGGGAGGCAUUAUCUUAUGCAUGGAGAAUGGCUGAACAUCAAGACAUCAGCCUAACAGUGGUCCGGUUUCUUCCUGGCAAAGAUGUAGUGGAGCAUAUGGAUUACCUGGGGCAAGGCCAUGGGACUGUUGCUCUAAAUAUCGACACCGAUAGAGAGAAGAUGUUGGAUAAUGAGUUCCUGAACAAGUUUAAGAUCUCAACAGUGAAUGACAAAGCAAUAUCAUAUACAGAGUUGGAGCUAAAUGAUGAGGAAGAAACAAUCAAGGCAAUAAAAUCAAUGGACAAUGCUAACUACGAUCUUUACAUAGUUGGAAAAGGGAGAGGAGUGCUAUCACCACUUACAGCAGGGCUAGCUGACUGGUGCGACUGCCCAGAGCUGGGGCCUAUAGGGGAUCUGUUGGUUACAUCGGAAUUUUUAUCUGCAUUUUCAGUGCUGGUGGUGCAGCAGUAUAUAAGGACGACAGAAAGUAGAGAUGGAUCAGUGUCCAGUGGCUCAGUUAAUCAAAUGGACAAUUUUGGGCGACCAUCUGUGUCGGAGAAUGAUGGUUUCGGAUCGUUUACCAGUCAUAGAGGGAGGGACCAUGAUCACUAAAGGAGGUUGGAUGGUUAGGGUUUUAAGCCAACUCAAGUCUAACAUUUGCAUGCCCCUUUGGCUACAACAUUU
Molecule: messenger RNA, 2524 nt
Organism: Ilex paraguariensis (yerba mate)
Lineage: Eukaryota; Viridiplantae; Streptophyta; Magnoliopsida; Aquifoliales; Aquifoliaceae
Source: the annotation of a GenBank genome assembly